Molecule: messenger RNA, 726 nt
Organism: Diorhabda sublineata
Lineage: Eukaryota; Metazoa; Arthropoda; Insecta; Coleoptera; Chrysomelidae
Product: tetratricopeptide repeat protein 12-like
Exons: 4
Coding region: 1-726 (241 amino acids)
Molecular function (GO): protein binding
Source: RefSeq, a predicted model, not a curated record
AUGUCAAAAUUUUACGAUGCUGAAUAUUUGUGUAAAGAUGAAGAAUUCAACAACUUUAUGAUAAAAGUUAACGAAGUAAACAGAAUAGUAAAGAAAUUAGCAUCUAACGAUAAAGCUAUAUCCGAAAUGGGUGAUUUAGAAGCGAAAAGAUAUUUGAAUGAAGAUAAAGAAACGGAAAUACAAGAAGUAGAGGACGUGGUACUUAAAAUAAAAUGUAAUAGAACUGUUGUAAACAAAAAAGGUUUAGAAAAUGAACAAAAAGAUCAAAGUACAAUGUCAAAAGAAGCUUUUAUGAGAGAAGUGGAAAAAGAUGCCGAUAAGAGGUAUAAAGAUAAAUUAGUAAGAACAGAAAAAAUGGAAACUUUUAAAAAGCGAGCUAAUAAUGCUUUUAGAAGAGGCGAAUUUGAAAAGGCUUUAACGCUUUAUACUAAAGCUAUAGAACAAAUCAAAGAUAGUGUAAUGUUGUAUAACAAUCGAUCUUUAACAUAUAUUAAUUUAAAAUUAUAUGAUAAAGCUGAGAAAGAUUUGGAUUUGGCUUUGAGAUUAAACGAGGACUGUCUAAAAUCAUGGUUAUUGUUGGCAAAAGUUCAUUUUUUGCAACAAAAUGAAGAGAAAUACGAUAAAGAUAUUAAAGAGGCUAUAGAGAGGAAUCCGAAACAAGAAUAUUUUAUUAAAGAUUAUAUAAUGAGUUUGGAGAAGAAUAUAGACAGUGAAUGUUCAUUAUAA